AUGGGUAAUACAACGAGCGCCGUGCUGGAUAACAUCGUGCAGGGGUCGAAUUUCGACCGCGAGGAGGUUGAUAGGCUGAGGAAGAGAUUCAUGAAGCUUGAUAAAGAUAACUCGGGCACCAUCGAACGAGAAGAGUUUCUGAGCUUACCGCAAAUAUCGUCCAACCCGCUCGCUACGAGAAUGAUAGCGAUCUUCGACGAAGACGGAGGCGGAGAUGUGGACUUCCAGGAGUUCGUGUCGGGGCUGAGCGCGUUCAGCAGCAAGGGCAAUAAGGAGCAGAAGCUGCGGUUCGCAUUCAAGGUAUACGACAUCGACCGGGACGGGUAUAUCAGCAACGGCGAGCUGUUCAUCGUGCUCAAGAUGAUGGUUGGGAGUAACUUGAAGGACCAGCAGCUCCAGCAGAUCGUUGACAAGACCAUUAUGGAGGCCGACCUUGAUAAGGACGGCAAAAUCAGCUUCGAGGAGUUUACUAAGAUGGUCGAGAAUACUGAUGUUAGCAUGAGCAUGACUUUAGAUCAGUUCUAG
Molecule: messenger RNA, 525 nt
Organism: Daldinia childiae
Lineage: Eukaryota; Fungi; Ascomycota; Sordariomycetes; Xylariales; Hypoxylaceae
Product: Calcineurin subunit B
Exons: 5
Coding region: 1-525 (174 amino acids)
Molecular function (GO): calcium-dependent protein serine/threonine phosphatase regulator activity; calcium ion binding
Source: RefSeq, a predicted model, not a curated record